This is a messenger RNA of Phaeodactylum tricornutum CCAP 1055/1, 1415 nucleotides long. RefSeq lists its product with no specific name. Lineage: Eukaryota; Bacillariophyta; Bacillariophyceae; Surirellales; Neidiaceae. The record is from RefSeq and is a predicted model, not a curated record. The transcript has a single exon. Bases 156 to 1415 code for a protein of 419 amino acids.
UCAACACCUACUCCACUCGUCCCGCAGCGGACCGUACCUUGUCAUACCUGGACACAUCCAAACGUAGAAACGCAGCUAUUCUUUCUAAUCGCUUAGUGGCUCUGGACGUGUCGAGAGAGAGAGAAAAAAAGAGACUCUAUCGUUGACGAGACGGGAUGGUUUGGGUCCGCAUGCACCCCGAGCACGCCAAAGUGCUGCACGCCGCCGGCUACGGCGUCGCCGUGUGGAUCGCUAUUUACUUCGUUCUCAUUCACGUUUGGGUGGUUUGGAAAUGGCAAUCGUUGACGGCGAUUACGGUGGAUGCAUCACACCGGAUAGGGGAUCCGGGAGACUGGGAUCUGCACGCUGCGUGUCAGGAACACGAGCGGGUGUUAGAAGAAAUCGAAACACUCAUUGAGGAAUUGGAGGACGCGCGAGAUCGCAUCCCACAUCAAGUCCAAAAUCUUCACGAAGCUGUAGAGGAAUUGGAAGUCGCGCGUGAGACCUUCGACUCAUUCUCGGUACCUUCCUUGUCCCAGCUUUUGACGACGACCUUGGCAUCCCCAGAGGACUCGGUUUCCCUCGAUGGUUUAGCCCAGGUUUGGAACCGUUCCACUUUGGGAGUCUUGGCUCCCGAUUCGCUGGAUGAGUUCAAUUACUUCAUGGACGCGGCACGGGAUAAUCUUUACCAACACUGGGAUAAUUCGGAUACGGUCGAUUGGCUGCCGCUCGUGCGCUUGUUUCAGCAAACCGCUCGGACCGAACCACCCGCGGAGCCAGCGUGCGGUGACACCCCGGUUGUCCCGGACGCGGCCGAUCUCGCCACACCACAAGAUUUGGUCCACGAAAUCGCCCUGUUGCGUGCAUCCAUACAAAAUCGGCGGCAACGAGAAGGUUUCGUCGUACUCCAACCCUCCACCAAAGCCCGCCUCGACGGUAUUCUCGCCCGUGACGUCCAAGCCUGGAUACAAUACGGACCCGCCCGAACGUCCGACAAGGAGACUAGAUACGAGGGCGAGAUCAAUUCGUCCUGCGUCUCUACGCCUUUGGUCUUGCCCUGGAUCGAAGCCGGCUUGGACGCUCUCCACCGCGGCCAGGAUCUCAAUACCGCCCUGCUCCGCGCCGUGGCCCGUGACGACUACGACCCGUCCACGCUGAUUCUCGACGCCGUCUGGACUCCGGCCACGCCCGCCGUACGCGAUGGGCCCUCCACCUUGAAUUUACGGACCCUGUUGGAUCGACCACUCACGCACCAAUUGUCCCACGUCCUGGAUCGCGUGGUGGACGCCACCGGAGGAUAUAUCGACGCGUUGGAUCAACGCGUAGACGCCCUCCCCGUGGACUGGGUUUCUCAAUUCCUCACGACUGUCCGAAAGGCGGCAGGACGAGUGAACGUGCCCGUACCAGACAAGCUGCGACGGGCCCUCGCUGUCUAG